AUACUUUCAAAGUGGCUAGUGAUGCAAUUUCGGAACUUGCACAAGGCUGAAUUUAUUGCUACAAGCCUUCAACUGGAAGAACCCAUAAUUAUAACUACGUACCUACUUCCCUCUGCUUGAAGAUACCGCCUACCUUAUACGUCCUCCAUUAAUCCAUACUUCCUGCCCCUUAUAAUCGCUACGCAAUUUCUAACAGAUUGUUCUACUCUAUCUAUAAUUACUGGGAAGUGCCUUGAAUUAUUCUUUAUUCCUCUUGCAAAGAAACCAGCCAUGCCUAAGGAGAAGAAUUUCAACCCCGUCCAAGCCCAGCGCAAAGCUGAAAAGGCCAAACAAAUCAAGAAAGGCAAGGCAGAAGCAGCUACGAGGCGAAAUGAGAAGCUCGCAAACCGAAACCCCGAGAGAUUACAAAAGCAAAUCGACGACCUCAAAAAGAUUACGACUAGCGGCGGCAAGCUCACGAAGCACGAAGAAACCGUAUUAGAAGGUCUUGAACGUGACCUGAAAGCAGUAGUAAAAGCGAGGGAGGCGCUCGGCGAUAGAGCACCAACCUUUGGUCGUGGCGGUGGCUUCAAAGGCGAUGGACGAGGAAACGAUAGUGUCCUAGGCAAGCGGAGAAGAGGCGGCCGUGAUGCUGAGAGCAGCGACAGCGAUGUGCCGGAUGAUGUCAAAAGCAUACCGAUGCCCCGAGACACUCCUCCCCCGAUUUCAAAGGAGAUAUUAGACGAGUGGUAUGCGAAGCGCAGGGCAGCCCGGAAUGCAAAUGCAAACGACACGCCCCUAGGUGGCCCAGACAGAAUGGGCCGAAACAGCCAAAGUCAAGACAAGCAAGGCCAGGACAAGCAAGAUCAGGACAAGAAGCAACCACCUGUGCCGAUAGAAGCAAAAACGGUGUAUGAAGCGAAGCCGAUGGUACGCGACUUACGGAAGGAAGCUGCCAGCGCAUUCAUGCCCACGGCAGUCCGCAUGAAGAUGGAAAAGAGCAAGGGUCAGAGUGGCCUGAUGGAGCCUGAAGAAGCUGACCGCCUAGAAAGAGAGGGUUACCUUAAAUCUACACAUACCCAAGAUGACAUGUCAAGUUCUACAAUGGGGCCGCCAAAAGUCUCGAUUGAAGACGUGGAAGACGACCAAGAUUGAGCUCAUCAAAAAUCAUAAGGUUGGUAGUUACGGGAGCUAUUUCCCCUGAUGACUUUUUGAUAACGGCUCGGUUCCUAUUAGCUGGGAAGCGUAGAACGCUUAUCCAUUGCAUACCGUAGUCGCUGAGGGUAUGCAUGUCACUCCUGUCACUUUUGACUAAAUCUUUUAGCCAUAUGUAUCUCCUUAGACAAGGAACGCACCGUUCCCUUGGUACUGAUGGCUAUGGGAUUGUCGAGUGGCAAUGGGAGGAUCGCUCAUCAACAGCAGCUUGUUGGGUAUCUUGCAGGGAGUUCUGGGGCUUCGGGUUUAACUCCGGCCUAGGCAGAUCGUGAGUUUAAU
Hypoxylon fragiforme is the source of this 1473-nucleotide messenger RNA. RefSeq names its product WW domain binding protein 11-domain-containing protein. Gene Ontology annotation, biological process: RNA processing. The transcript is spliced from 2 exons. Lineage: Eukaryota; Fungi; Ascomycota; Sordariomycetes; Xylariales; Hypoxylaceae. The record is from RefSeq and is a predicted model, not a curated record. Bases 271 to 1134 code for a protein of 287 amino acids.